CUUCUCUUCGCCGAUCCAAACUCCCAACAAACCAGCAGGUGAGACUCAGCAGAAACACAGCAGCAAACACUGUAGCUGUUAACAGUUGCAUGCAUGUUCUGUGUUGUUGCUGUAGCACUUUGAGUAACAUGUGGAGUUGUUCCUUUUCUGCUUCUUCUUUCUACGACAAAUGUCUGAAUCUCUGUUGUGUUUAUAGACAUGAACGCAGCAGCAGCAGCACCCGGAGGCUCCAAGGCCGCUCCUCCCAAGUUCAAGCAGAAGGAGACCAGGCAGUUCAAGAGCAAGGCUCCUAAAGCUGGACAGAAGGGAUUUGAUGAUGUCCCGGGGAUGGAGGGCCUUGGAGGUGCUGAGGUGAUCUGCCCCUGGGAGGCGUUUGGUGACAUGGAGCUGAGUGAUCUGGCUCAGUUUGGCAUCGUUUAGACCUUCAGCCAACAUGGAAACAGUUUAUUCCUGGUGGCUGCAAUCCAGC
Messenger RNA from Centropristis striata (black sea bass), 469 nucleotides. Its product is annotated as retinal cone rhodopsin-sensitive cGMP 3',5'-cyclic phosphodiesterase subunit gamma-like. The transcript is spliced from 3 exons. Gene Ontology annotation, molecular function: 3',5'-cyclic-nucleotide phosphodiesterase activity; cGMP binding. Gene Ontology annotation, cellular component: photoreceptor outer segment membrane. The coding region runs from base 199 to 420 and encodes 73 amino acids. NCBI's taxonomy places the organism in Eukaryota, Metazoa, Chordata, Actinopteri, Perciformes, Serranidae. The record is from RefSeq and is a predicted model, not a curated record. Gene Ontology annotation, biological process: positive regulation of G protein-coupled receptor signaling pathway; positive regulation of epidermal growth factor receptor signaling pathway; visual perception.